CAAGGAGUGGGCCGCGCUCCUCCGACUUAUGCAAGCAUUACACAAGCUUCCCUUUUUUGUACUACUACAUGCGACCACUUUCACAGCGGCCGUCAUCCAGCAUGCCCACGUGCGUUGCCGAAAGCGGCGGCGUGGUCACGAUGGCCACCAUCAAGAACACGUUCCUGGAGUUCGUCAGCCCAGCCGAGGACGACGCCACUUGCAGCUCGUCCUUGCGCCGUACCAAUUCCAGCCCGUGCCUGAUCAGCACGCCUCCGAGGACGCCUCCUCGGGCAGGGCCGCGGCCGCGGACGACGACGACGACUCGUCCUGGCCCGACGCGAGCGGGGGCGACGCGGAGAGCGUCCGGACGGCUCCCUCGGACGAUUCGCGGACGACCGACGCGGACUUUCCCACAGGCCUCGUGGGGCGCCCGCCGCAGUGCGUCUUCAGCGACCUCCUCCAGGUCCAGGGCCUGCCCUGCGGGGAGAAGGACCUGUGCAUCCACGGCGCCCCUAAGGCCCAGACCGCGCCCACGAAGGCGCUCGAGGGCGGUGGAGCCGCACCUAGCUUGCCCUCCUCCCCCUCCCCCUCCUCCCCCUCCUCGCCCCCCCCCGAGCCCCCGCGCGGAGGUGGGCGCCCCGCAGAGCGACCCGCGGCCCCCGGCCUCGCCAGGGCGGGCCGUCGCCGCCGUGCCCGGCGCCCCCGUCCAGGAGAAGGCAGUGGAUCACGAAGUGACCCCGCAGGGCAGUACCGUGAUGCUGAAGGCCCUGCCGAGCCAGUACACGCGCGACAUGCUGAUCGAGCUGCUGCAGUCCAAAGGGUUUUUGCAGGAACACCAUUGCAACUUUCUCUACCUUCCCAUGAACUUCAAGCUCUCGCAGAAUGUUGGAUACGCGUUCCUGAACCUGACAUGCAAGGAGGAGACGAAGCGCUUCUUCGACGUUUUCGAUGGUUUCAGCGAUUGGGCAGUGGAAUGGGACCAGGCCUCAACCGUCUGGUGGAGCGACACGAAGGGCUUGAACGCGAAUAUCGAACGUUACCGCAAUAGCCCCAUGAUGCGGGAUGAUGUGCCCGACAUAUUUAAGCCAAUAUUGCUGUCUGGCGGGAAGCGGAUUAGUUUUCCGAGCCCCACGAAGCAGCAUUUGCCCAGGAUCCGUUGCCGUAAGGGCCACGGCAUCAGAGUUAAGAUGUCACAGCCAGACGAUUCGUUUGGUCAGUGAGUUCCGUUCCCUAGAAUACCAAAUAAGCACGCGUUUCAGCCUACAUACAUCUAGAUGGCAAAUAGGCAAAAACAGCCUGUGUACAGCUGUUGCUCGCUCAUCCGCACUACGUAUCAAGGAUCACUUCAAAAUGUCAUUGCGGCUCGAGGUAUGCACCAAUGUGGUUUGACAAAGACUGUUCGUAUCUCAUGUUACGCAUGGCCCAGCUCUUGCUUACCCGCUGUUGUCCAGUCUGCCCC
Molecule: messenger RNA, 1441 nt
Organism: Prorocentrum cordatum
Lineage: Eukaryota; Dinophyceae; Prorocentrales; Prorocentraceae
Source: the annotation of a GenBank genome assembly